Trichomonas vaginalis G3 is the source of this 393-nucleotide messenger RNA. RefSeq names its product temperature-gated cation channel protein. The record is from RefSeq and is a predicted model, not a curated record. The transcript has a single exon. NCBI's taxonomy places the organism in Eukaryota, Parabasalia, Trichomonadida, Trichomonadidae. The coding region runs from base 1 to 393 and encodes 130 amino acids.
AUGUCUGAUUAUGACAUUAAUGAAGAUAAAUAUAGUAAAUUUCAACGAGUCUGUAGUGACUGCAAUAAUUUGUAUAUUUCGUUAUAUCAAUUAAAAACGGAAAAUGAAAAAGAAUUGCACUCGAUUUACGAAAAGAUCAAAACAAUUUUGAUUGAUUCAAAGAAAUAUUCACCUCAAAAUAUUAUCUGCGACAUUUUAAACAUCAUUCCAUAUAAAAACCGCUACAUAAAGUCAUACUUGGAACUAGCGAAAUUCAUAUCUGAUGAUUAUCAAGUAAAUGAAGUCAAAAAUAUUCCCAACAUAUCUAAUUUCAUGUUUUAUAACGACUACGGAAUUAAAUUAUGCAAAAGUCAAGAUUUUAAGAAAAUGGAUAAAAAAAUCUCGAAAUUCUAA